CGGCAAUCACCCGGAAGCGCGCGGAGGCCCUAACCCGGAGAAACGCCCUCUGCGGGGAAGGAGAGACCCCACGCCGCCGCCAUGCCUCGUCUGGGGUCCCGCGCAGCCUCGAUCCUGCCACCACCGUUGUUGCUGUUGUUGCUGAUGCUGCUGCGCCCCGUUCUCGCCGUACCCCUGGAUCGCGGGGCGCCCAAGGAGCAGAACCCCGCGACCGAGAGCCCCGACACGGGCCUGUACUACCACCGCUACCUCCAAGAGGUCAUCAACGUACUGGAAACAGAUGGGCACUUCCGGGAAAAGCUGCAGGCAGCCAACGCAGAGGACAUCAAGAGCGGGAAGCUUAGCCAAGAGCUGGACUUUGUCAGCCACCAUGUCCGCACCAAGCUGGACGAGCUCAAGCGGCAGGAGGUGUCCCGGCUGCGGAUGCUGCUCAAGGCCAAGAUGGACGCGGAGCAGGAGCCCAAUGUCCAGUUGGACCACAUGAGCCUCCUGAAGCAGUUCGAGCACCUGGACCCCCAGAACCAGCACACAUUUGAGGCGCGGGACCUUGAACUGUUGAUCCAAACGGCCACCCGGGACCUCGCCCAGUACGAUGCUGCACAUCAUGAAGAAUUCAAACGCUACGAGAUGCUCAAGGAACACGAGAGACGCCGCUACCUGGAAUCCCUGGGUGAAGAGCAGCGAAAGGAGGCAGAGCAGAAGCUGGAAGAGCAGCAGCGCCGGCAUAGGGAACACCCCAAAGUCAAUGUACCCGGCAGUCAAGCGCAGUUGAAGGAGGUGUGGGAGGAACUGGAUGGAUUGGAUCCCAAUAGGUUUAACCCCAAGACCUUCUUCAUACUGCAUGAUAUCAACAGUGAUGGUGUCCUGGAUGAGCAGGAGCUGGAGGCCCUCUUCACCAAGGAGCUGGAGAAAGUGUAUGACCCGAAGAAUGAAGAAGACGACAUGCGGGAGAUGGAGGAGGAGCGACUACGCAUGAGGGAGCACGUGAUGAAGAAUGUGGACACCAACAAGGACCGCCUAGUGACCCUGGAGGAGUUCCUGGCAUCCACGCAGAGGAAGGAAUUUGGGGACACCGCGGAGGGUUGGGAGACGGUGGAGAUGCACCCCGCAUACACAGAGGAGGAGCUGAAGCGGUUUGAGGAGGAGCUGGCCGCCCGGGAGGCUGAGCUGAAUGCCAAGGCCCAGCGCCUCAGCCAGGAGACAGAGGCCCUGGGGCGCUCCCAAGGCCGCCUGGAGGCCCAGAAGAGAGAACUGCAGCAGGCUGUCCUGUAUAUGGAACAGAGGAAACAGCAGCUGCAAGGCCACAGUGACGCAGCUCCUGGCCCUGAGGGACAGCUUAGGUUCCAUCCUGAAACAGACGAUGCCCCUGUCCCUGCUCCAGCUAGCGACCAGAAGGCCGAGAACAAUUCUGAGAAGAAAGUUCCAGAGCAGCCCCCCGAGCAACCACAACAGGAGCCCCAGAGCCUGUGAUGCUGCCCUGCCUGCAGCUCCUGACCCUGAUGUGGGGGUGCUCAGGAUGAAUCCUCUGGACCCCGAGUGGCGCCUGGAUGGGAGGACAGGGCGGCAGGUUACACUUGGCUUAGGCUUCCUCUGUGCCUCAGUUUUCCCCAGCCUGGUACCUUAUUUCCAUCCCUCUCCACAGACACACCUUGUCUCAAAUGCUCCCUGGUCAGCCAAAUAGGGGGUCCCCCUCCCUCCUGAGAGGGUCUGCUCUGGGCCAUGGACCCCCAGCUGCUGCUCUGGACCUCACUUUUGCUGGGUUAUAGGUCUUGGAGAUUGAUUGAGAAUUUGUACCAGUAACACCUCAAAGACAGUGUUCUCAUGGAAGUUAGGACCCCCACAACACUACACAGGGGGCCCCCCGACUUUCCCUACUCAGCCUCCUCCUCCACACCCCACAAGGGUCCCGGAGCUGGUCCUUCCCAGAUGUGGGUUCCAGCCCCUCAGUCUCACAUGGACCCCUCAGGACUGGCCCCCACCCUUCUGGUCCUUCUACCCCUACCUCUUGGGCCCUCUCAGCCUGCUCCCCUGGUUUCUACCAAAUACACAUUCUAGAACAAA
Messenger RNA from Suncus etruscus (white-toothed pygmy shrew), 2061 nucleotides. It is a transcript of the gene NUCB1, whose product is annotated as nucleobindin 1. Gene Ontology annotation, cellular component: extracellular exosome; endoplasmic reticulum-Golgi intermediate compartment. Bases 82 to 1470 code for a protein of 462 amino acids. Gene Ontology annotation, molecular function: calcium ion binding. The transcript has 13 exons. The record is from RefSeq and is a predicted model, not a curated record. NCBI's taxonomy places the organism in Eukaryota, Metazoa, Chordata, Mammalia, Eulipotyphla, Soricidae.